AUGCUGAAGUGCGAGAUGAACGGCGGCCAGGGGAAAGUAUUUGGGAGAGCAGUCCAGGCCCUGUCACGAGUCAGUGAUGAGCUGUGGCUGGAUCCAUCUGACAAAGGUCUUGCUCUAAGAUCUGUGAAUUCUUGCCGGUCAGCAUAUGGUUGUGUCCUCUUCUGUCCGGUGUUUUUUCAGCAUUACCAGUGGUCAGCCUCUGUGACAACGGAUAAUGACACAACACCGAAUCUAAAUUGCCAGUUGGGAAUGAAAUCAAUUCUGCCCAUUUUUAAAUGUCUGAAUUCCCGCGAAAGAAAUGUAGAGAAGUGUAAGAUAUUCACCAGAUCUGAUAAGUGCAAAGUGGUUGUUCAGUUCUUCUACAAACAUGGUAUUAAAAGAACUCAUAAUGUAUAUUUUCAAGAAAGUCAGCCCUUGCAAGUUAUUUUUGAAAAGAAUUUGUGUUCUAACACACUUACGUUUCAACCAAGAGUGCUUGCUGAGGCAAUUGUUCUUUUUACAUCAAAUCAAGAGGAAAUAACUCUUGCUGUUACUCCACUGAAAGUUUGCCUUAAGAGUUCUAAUGAAGAAUCAUUGGACCUGAAUAGUUCUAUAUACAGUGAAAUGACUGUUGGCCCUGAGGAGUUUGACUUCUUUCAAGUUGGAGUUGACACUGAAAUAACAUUUUGCUUCAAAGAAUUGAAGGGAAUGCUGACAUUUUCAGAAGCUACACAUGCUCCUAUAUCCAUUCAUUUUGAUUUUCCUGGGAAGCCUCUAGCUUUAAGCGUUGAUGACAUGUUACUGGAAGCGAACUUCAUUUUGGCCACGUUAGAUGAUGAGCCGAGUCGAGCGUCUUCCCCACAAUCACUGUGUCUUUCCCAGAAACCAGGAAGGUCAGAUCUGAUAUGCUCAAAUUCAAAGGCUGGCAAAAAUGUCAGCGGAAAAGCCCCUGAGAAUAUCUCAAGACAAAUGUCACGCAAAAGGCUUUAUCCUAGUGAGACACUCACAAAUCUCUCUACAUCGGAACAUGGCGGCAGCCCUGAGAGGGAGCGAGCAGAUGAAGACGGCAGCGAGAAAAAGAGUUGUUCAGUGUCCCCCUGGAAGUCUACCUUCUUUCAGUGAACAAGUAGGAAGUGGCCUCACUGCUCUCAGCUACCACCGCACCAGCAUCCUAGCGCCCCCAGGGGGCAGCAUUGCCCACUCUGGAAACUCCUAAUCCAUUGAUUUUGCUAUCCUAUUGCUUGGGAUCUGGCCACUGGGACCCUCCCUCUUUAGUUUGGGGCCUCUGGCAAAUCCCCAACAUUUUAA
Sorex fumeus (smoky shrew) is the source of this 1287-nucleotide messenger RNA. It is a transcript of the gene RAD9B, whose product is annotated as RAD9 checkpoint clamp component B. Bases 1 to 1101 code for a protein of 366 amino acids. Gene Ontology annotation, cellular component: checkpoint clamp complex. The transcript has 11 exons. NCBI's taxonomy places the organism in Eukaryota, Metazoa, Chordata, Mammalia, Eulipotyphla, Soricidae. The record is from RefSeq and is a predicted model, not a curated record. Gene Ontology annotation, biological process: DNA replication checkpoint signaling; cellular response to ionizing radiation; mitotic intra-S DNA damage checkpoint signaling.